This is a messenger RNA of Sporisorium graminicola, 2568 nucleotides long. RefSeq lists its product as uncharacterized. NCBI's taxonomy places the organism in Eukaryota, Fungi, Basidiomycota, Ustilaginomycetes, Ustilaginales, Ustilaginaceae. Gene Ontology annotation, cellular component: cytoplasm. The transcript has a single exon. Bases 1 to 2568 code for a protein of 855 amino acids. Gene Ontology annotation, molecular function: biotin--[biotin carboxyl-carrier protein] ligase activity. The record is from RefSeq and is a predicted model, not a curated record. Gene Ontology annotation, biological process: protein modification process.
AUGUCGGACGUGCUCGUAUACUCCGGGCCCGGCGUGUCCACCUCGGCGCUGCACCACACGCUCAGGACGCUGCGCACGCUGCUCACCACGUACGAUGUCAAGACGGUCGAUGCGAAAACGCUAGCCCUGGAUCCGUGGCAGAAGGGCACUGCGCUCGUUGUGAUGCCCGGCGGUCGCGACCUUCCCUACGUCUCGGAACUGGCUCGUGCCUACUCUCGCGACAACGGUGGAUCUUCGGGCGCACCGCAGAGGACGGCUGCUCGCGAGAUCCGCAGCUACGUCGAAAGCGGAGGCACCUUCCUCGGCAUCUGUGCUGGCGCUUACUACUCGUCGGCCCACUGCACCUUUGAAAAAGGCACACCUAUGGAGGUGGACGGCGAACGGCCAUUUCUGCGCUUCUUCCCUGGAGUCUGCCAGGGCACAGUGUAUCCCGGUUUCGUCUACGAGUCCGACAAGGGCGCACGCAUCAUCGAUAUUGAACGCAUCACCGAGCAGGGCGGCAAAGAGCAGUGGAGAUGUCACUACAACGGCGGAGGGGCUUUCUUGGAUGCAGACCGAUUCGCGGGGCAGGGCGUGGAAGUGCUCGCACGCUACGCCCACGUGCAGCCAGACGAGCUUCGACUCGAUAUCGACCUGAAUGGUGGUGGGAAGUCAACAGCGGUGGAGCAAAGGCGAGACUAUGCGGGGCAGGCAGCAGUGGUGCUGUCUUCCGUCCGAGUUGGGAAAGCGUUGUUGUUUGGAACACACCCGGAAUUCCCGCUUCUGCCAACGUCGACGCCCGUGCUGUUGGCGGAGAACAGUCGGGUAGAGACGCAGGAGCAGAGCGAUCGCGAGGAGCAAGAGAAGCAGUUGAGGGCGCACGAACAGCGACGGCUGCAAUGGCUGCAUGAGCUGUUUACCAAGCGAUUGGGGUUGCGAUCCGAGGUGCCGCAGUGGGCUGUGGCUGCACCGACACCUGUCCAGGAGAAGGCGGGUACGGCGGGAGGGACAGCAGUCGAGACGGACGAGCCCAAGCUGCAUCCCAUCUUUUUCGCAUCAAUCGGUGCCGGAUCGAACAGAGUCACCAACGGCAUCGUACAGAGGAUUUCCAGGGAAGCUACACCACCCUCUGCACACAUUGACGGAUACGACGCGUGCGCUGCGCUCCAAGGUGCUACGUUGGCCAGCCUCAAAGACUCCAACGAUGCGAUGCAUUUCGCCUCAGCAGAUGCAGACAGUGUUCGCGAGGCUCAACAGUUGUGUACCUCUGCGGACUACGAUGCUUUUUCCAAGCCCAUCGUGCCAGCACCAGCCGCCGACGGGUCUGCUGCAGAAGACUCUAGCCAGGACAAGGAAGUCGACUUGGACGCUGUGCCCAAGUACAUCCUCGUCUGUGACCAAACCCGACCCUCCGUCGAAGUCCUUCCCUACUGGAACAUCGCCGAGUACGAAGCGCACCUGGUGCACUUCCGGAAAGUCAACCUGCAACGAGAGCAGGACAAAGAGCCCGGCCACUGGUCGACGUGGCGUGCGCCGUUCGAUCCGUUCAACCCAUUCGGCUCCACUGGCGGCUCCGCUCCCAGUGCAAGGAUCGAAUUCGGAACCCCCAUGCUGUACACGCAGAUGGUAACCUCGACGCAAACGAUGCUCGAUAAGAACUUCCGCUUGCUCUCUGCGCUUCCUGUUGGCACGACGUUCUUUGCCACGCAGCAGAUGAGCGGUCGCGGACGGGGCGGCAACCGAUGGAUCUCGCCCAAAGGAUGUCUGCAAUUCUCAGCUGUCUUCCGCGUGCCCGUCUCCAUGGCGAGCAAGACGGUCUUCCUCCAGUACCUUUCUGGCCUCGCUGUGGUUGAAGGCAUCCGCAUCGCGCUCGGCGAUAGUGAUGCGGCGAAGGCCGUGGCAGACAAAGUCCGCAUCAAGUGGCCGAACGACAUCUACGCAGAGAUCCCGCCUGUCGAUCCGAACAGUGCCAGCGCACGGGCUAAGACGGCUACGUUCGAACUGGGGGGCAAACGGUUCGCCAAGCUUGGCGGGAUCCUGGUCAAUUCUCAGUUCAGCGGUGGAAACGACUUUGUGCUCAUCUCCGGAUGUGGCGUGAACUGUCUCAACAGCCGUCCGACCACGUCGGUUUCGGACCUCAUCGCGAUCCACAACGAAGCGGUCAAAGCCGGUAACGCAGACGCAGCCCCAACGGCUUUGCUGCCAUCGAUUACGCAGGAGAAACUGGCGGGAGCGAUCCUGUCGACGUUCGAUUCGAUCUGGAAGGUGUUUUUGCAGAACGAGGGCGACUUCAGGCCGUUUGUGGACAAGUACCGCCAGAUCUGGUUGCACAGCGAUCAGGAGACCACGUUGACGUCGGACGCUAUUCGCACCGGUGGAGGUGGAGCCGAGGAGGAAAGCGUGAGGAUCGUCGGCAUCUCGUCUGACUUUGGACUGCUGCAGGCGGUGCCGAGGGCGUCGAGUGUGCACGCUAAGGAUGCGAGAGCGUGGGGCGACACGGAAGCUUCGCAGGCGGCAGGGAUCAUUCAGCUGCAACCGGACGGCAACUCGUUUGAUAUGCUGCAGAACUUGGUCAAGCGGAAGAUGUAG